Linum trigynum is the source of this 2154-nucleotide messenger RNA. NCBI's taxonomy places the organism in Eukaryota, Viridiplantae, Streptophyta, Magnoliopsida, Malpighiales, Linaceae. The record is from the annotation of a GenBank genome assembly.
AUGGAAGCAGUAGCGGAAGGGCUAUGGGGACUGGCGGACCACCACGAGAAGGAAGGGGAGAUAGCCAAGUCCAUAAAGUGUUUGGAAGCCAUUUGCCAGUCCCACGACUCCUUCUUGCCAAUCAUUGAGGUCAAGACCCGUCUUCGACUCGCCACUCUCCUUCUCAAGCAUACCCACAACGCCAAUCACGCUAAAUCCCACCUCGAGCGCUCUCAGCUACUCUUGAAAUCCAUCCCUUCCUGCUUCGACUUGAAGUGUCGCACCUUCAGCUUGUUGAGCCAGUGUUAUCACCUUGUCGGCGCCAUUCAUCGCCAGAAACAGAUUCUUCACAAGGCCCUUGACCUUACUGCUUCUGCCAAUUCAGAUGUAUCCGCAAACCUCUGGGCUUGUAACUUCAAUUCCCAGCUCGCCAAUGCUUUGAUCAUUGAAGGAGAUUGCAGCUCUGCCCUCUCUGUUUUGGAGUCUGGUUAUGCUUCUGCUACUCAACUAUAUUAUCCCCAAUUACAGAUGUUCUUUGCCACUUCGAUCCUUCAUGUGCACCUUAUGCAAUGGCCUGAUGAUAACCUAGUUCAGAGUGCUCUUCACAGAUGCGACGAGAUUUGGGGCUCGCUCUCCCCGGAUAAAACAGAACAAUGCUUAGGCUUGUUCUUUUACAAUGAACUCCUACACAUAUUCUAUCUACUCCGUGUCUGUAAUUACAAGAGCGCUACCCAGCAUGUGGACAAGUUGGAUGCUGCUAUGAAGGCAGACUUGCAGAAAAUGAGAGAAAUACAGCGACUGUCCAAUGAACUUAAUGCCAUCAGUCAAAGUUUGUCGAGGUCUGACCUACCAAACAGAGAGAGGUUACUACUCUCUACCAAGCAAGCCCAUCUUCAAGAUCAGAUCACAAGUCUGAGUGCAUUUAGUUCCUUCCUAGAGCAACCUCUGGAACCUGCCUACUUUGGGAAUGCAUCUCGAGCAUGGCAAGAUAAGCUUUUCCUAGCACCUCCUCCUGUUGAUGGGGAGUGGCUGCCGAAAAGUGCUGUGUACUCUCUGGUUGACCUUAUGGUGGUUGUGUUCGGCCGUCCAAGAGGGCUAUUCAAGGAGUGUGCAAAGCGGAUUCAAUCUGGAAUACAAACUAUCCAAGGAGAGCUGGCAAAACUUGGGAUCAAUGAAGGUGUUAGAGAAGUGGAUGUGCAGCACUCUUCGAUUUGGAUGGCUGGCGUGUAUUUGAUAUUGCUAAUGCAGUUACUGGAGAACAAUGUUGCCUUGGAGCUUACUCGGUCUGAAUUUGUUGCUGCACAACAGACAUUGCUGCGAAUGAAAGAUUUGUUCGUUCGCUUUCCAACUAUCUUGCAAGGUUGUGAGAGUGUUAUCGAGUUGCUCAGGGGCCAAUAUGCUCAUUACGUUGGUUGUUAUAGUGGAGCCGCUUUUCAUUUCAUCGAAGCAGCAAAGAUGACGGAGAGUAAAUCUGUGCAAGCUAUGUGCCACAUUUAUGCUGCUAUCUCUCAUUUCUGCAGUGGGGAUGCUGAAUCAUUGGCACAGGCACUUGAUCUGAUUGGACCAGUUUAUAGAAUGAAAGAUUCUUAUGUUGGGGUGCGAGAGGAGGCAAAUGUGCAUUUUGUGUAUGGCCUUCUAUUGGUCAGGCAGAAUGAUUACGAAGAAGCACGAACUAAGUUGGCUAAAGGAUUGCAGAUUGCACAUACUAGCACAGGGAAUCUUCAACUCAUUUCACAGUAUUUGACCAUUCUUGGGCAUUUGGCACUCUCCCUGCAUGACACUAUACAAGCUAGAGAAAUUCUGAGAUCUGCCCUUACGCUGGCAAAGAAGCUUUAUGAUGUCCCGACUCAGAUAUGGGUGCUUUCGGUUCUGAAAGAUUUGUAUCAAGGGUUAGGUGAGGUUGGAAAUCAGAUGGAGAAUGAUGAAUACCAGAAGAAGAAGUCAGAUGAGCUUCAAAGGAAAAUCGCUGAUGCACAAUCAUCAAUACACCACCUUGAACUGAUUGAGCAGUCAAGGUUCAAAGUCAUUGACAUGAAGCGUGGUGUGGCAGCAAGCCAAUCUAUGAGUGCCAAUCUUGACAUUCCUGAAUCUGUUGGUCUAUGGACUACUCAGCCGGGUUCGUCAUCAUCAAGGUUGCUCGACGUCGAUAGCAGAAGACGGCCCAAGAGAAGGUGA